AUGGAACAAAGCAAAAAGUGGUCAAUUGGUGACCCUACAUUUGGUACUAGGACUAUUGAGGAAAUAAAGUUUUCCACUGGAAAGAAAUUCAACUGUAAAGUAAAACCACUAUUUGAUUUUAUACCCAUGGAUCAUGGAUCAUGUUAUCAUAGACACAUUACAUUUCUGUCUCAGGAUUUCAGAUGCUAUUGAAAAGAAAAACAUUCUCUGAUGGAUUCCCAAUAGAUAAGUAGAAACACAUGAGAAGUUAUGAAGAAUUUAUCGAAAGUAAUAGAAUCUCUUUUAACUUUAGAAUCAACAAGGAGAGUAAGAAGCCAGAAUAUAGAGAUCUCACUGAACCAGAAAAAUUGAAACUCUUUCAGAAUGUAAAUAUCCCUUUCCUUCUCCCUCAGUGCAGUCAAAACAAAGAUAUACAAGUCAUCUCCCUAAGCGAGAGCAUAUUUCAUCGAUAUUCUCCACAAUUUAAGUUUAGCCGAUAUAUUAUUUCCUGAGAGGAAGAAGAAAAAGAGGUCUCCCUGUAAAAACCUUAGGAUAUAUGAAGCAGAGCAGCUGAUAGCAAGCUGGGAAUACUUGGAGGUAAGAACUUUUACUUUUAUCCAGUACGUGUCCAGAUAAAAUGAAGACUAAUUAGGCAUUGCUUUCAUUAGGGAACAAUAUUCCUCAUAUAAUGGAAAGGCUAUAGUAGCUUUGAGAAUACUUGGGAAGCAGAAGAAAACCGUUCCCCUUUGUUGUUGAGGUAAUUCCUUUAUUAAUGAAAAUUAUUUAUUAUGGACUUUUUAUCUCAUUUGUCUUUCAGUUAUUGCAAAUAUAUAAUUUAAGUCUGUUAUAUGCAUUUGUAAAUGCAUUUGGUCAAAAUCUAUUAAAAUUGGUGUAGUUUUUCAGAAACUUUGAUUCUCCAAGACCUGAAGGGCACACUGUACAAAACAACGUCAACAGGAUGAGACUUAUGCUGUCUGAGGCUUGGAGGCUCUUAACCACAAGGGUCCCGAACAGAAAGUGUUUUAGAGUUUCGCAUGAUGUAUUCAAGAAUUUGUUUUCUGGGAGAGGAAAGGCAGCUGUAGAGUAG
This is a messenger RNA of Pocillopora meandrina, 1066 nucleotides long. NCBI's taxonomy places the organism in Eukaryota, Metazoa, Cnidaria, Anthozoa, Scleractinia, Pocilloporidae. The record is from the annotation of a GenBank genome assembly.